UCAAAAAGAAGCAGUCUUUUCGCGUGUACACAGCAAAAGUAUCAGGCAGUACAGAGUGCAGGAAAAUGUAAUGCGAAAAAUGGCUGAAUCGAAGAGAUCAGCAACAACGUCGUCCUCAUCAAGCAGUAGUAAAUCUCGAAAGUCCCGGAAUGAUUUCAUUCGCAGUGUCGUAGGAAGCUAUCUGAAACAACGAAACUACGGGGUGAAUGACCGCUUUAGAAAAUCGGAUUUGAUUCUAACUCAAUCUACCGACCAAAUUGUCAUGAACACUGCCAUCAAGAACGAGAUGUCCAAAGCGAACAGCUUUCUGUUUUCGAACAUUUUCUGCCUGAACAACAAUCCGGCCCAGGUGGACCAACAUUUCGCCAAACUAUGUAAUUUUAUCAAAUGCCAACCAGAACCAGUGCAGCAAGAAUUAUCGGAACUGAUAAAUCCGCUUCUUUGCCAUCUGUACAUUGAAAUGUUAAAAGGACGGGACUGGCGUCCGGCUAUUGAGUUCCUGCGAAAAUAUGCCUCUCUAGUAGGAAGGAUAGAACCAUCAAGCGCUCCACCGAGCAGUUCGCCAUUGAUAAUGAAUCAAAAAAUAAACGGAACCGUCGAGGAUCAGCAAGCUACCGGGAUACCUGCUUCAACUAUAGAAAACUCGGCAAUUGUGUUCUCUCUGCCGCAGGAAACUGUCCCACCGAAGCUGGAAACAUUCAAACAGCUUGUCUGCAAACUAUCUCAAACUACUCGAAUUCAGGAUUUGGAAAACGAGCCGCUUACCCUACAGUUCCGUUCCUGUCAGUACGAAAUUCGACUUUGCGGUGAUUCUGUAAUUGCACUUCACAGGUACCUCGGUAAGCAUGGACACUCACUGAUUCUUCAGAUUCUACGGAAUUGGUUCUAUUUCGAAACAAGCGACGAUAAGGAUUUUACUGACUAUAGCCCAGAUCCGGCUGCUCCGAGGAAGACUAAAAAACCUCGGUUGGCUAUACCCAAUGGAUUGGAACUGAUCAAUGGAGAUCCUUCGAUGGACGUAGAACAGACUGAACCGGAGUACGAUUUUUCCGAGCACUCCAAUGAAGAGAAUGUGAAGUUCUUACUGAAAAAUGGUUUCAACAGUGCUUUCCUGCGUUACAAAGUUAGUGAAUUGAAUGGCAGUUUGGAAGGAGCAAGAACAGAGGGUCGCAUUCAUCCAUACAUGUCGACGAUGGAUAUGCUCGACGACGACGACGAAGAUGAUACCGGUGGGUUUAUGCCAUCGCUCGAGGAUAUCCCCGUCAAGUCAGAGGUAUUUCAGGAUGGAACCGAGCAACAGCUACAGGAAGAUAUAUCGGGACUGUUUCGAAAGAUGACUUCGGCCGAACGGUUGCGGAAAAUUAGAGAAUGUACGGAAAGGUUAAACCAGUACCAGGAUCCGCUUUGCAUUUACCAGGUUGAAAACGUUGACGACCGACUAACGUCGGCAGCAAUCGAUCAGCACAGUUGCCAUCUGGCAAGUGGAUUCGAAGAUUCCUCCAUUAUGUUGUGGUCGGUCAAUCGCAGCACUCAGAUUGGUCGAAAGCCGUACACAACGGUGCGGGAUCGUCAGUGCUGUUGGAAUGUGACUUCCUGUGAUAGUAGAUUUAGUGAAGAAGGAGAUGAGUUAGUAGAGCAAGAGGACACACUCCCGGGAGAGUCCUCCGCACGAAGGAGUUCAUUUCAUGUCAAAUCGCAGGCAGAGAUUGACAGGCAGAACAAAUUACUUCCGAUUUACAGUAGGCACCUCAGUAAGCGGGACCGAUGGAAACAGUUCAUGGAGAGGAGAUGCUGCGAGAAUGUGUUCACGGAAACGGGUGGGGUUACACUGCGUGGUCACUCCAAUGCCAUCACGGAUCUCAUAUUCUCCGGGCACGGGCCGCUACUGAUGAGUGUUUCUCGUGAUCUUACGAUGCGGGCAUGGCACUCGAGUGAUUACAACUGUCGGGCAGUGUACCGUGGUCACAACCAUCCGAUCUGGUGCGUGGCGGAAAGUACUACUGGGCUAUAUUUAGCCACCGGCUCUCGAGAUACUACGGCGCGUUUGUGGUCAACCGAUCGAGAGUUUCCGCUUCAGAUUUAUGUGGGACACACGCAGGACGUGGACACAGUAGCAUUUCAUCCUAAUGGGAACUACUUGGCGACCGGUUCCACUGAUCUUACCGUAAGACUGUGGUGCGUUACCAGUGGGAAAUUGUUUCGCAUCUUCACCGAUUGUCGUCAGCCGAUUCAACGAGUAUGCUUCAGUCCGGAUGGCAAAUAUCUUGCAGCUGCUGGUGAGGAAAAUCGGGUUCGAAUUUUUGAUCUGGCUGCCGGUUCCCAACUGACUGAACUACGAGAUCAUACUUCGGCAGUAACCUGCGUUGCCUGGAGUCCAAAUAGUCGACAUUUUGUAUCGGCUGGGGCCGAUGGAACCGUUCGAAUUUGGGACGCAACGCGAAUGGUUUCAUCUAGUUCUUCCGCUACAUCAUCUUCGGCCGGGAGCUCUAGCAGCAAUCAGCAUAGUACAAUCAAUAGCCCUAGCAGUGGUGCUGCUUCUGUCCCGGUUGCUGGUGCCAGUAACAAUGGAAUGACUAGUAACAUUCAUAAUAACUCAACACAGAAGAGCAAAUCCAGUGGGUCCUCUACGUCAAGCAAUAAUCUGCUGCUGGCCUACUCAACCGGAUCCCGGCGGAUCUACCGGUUGCACUACAAUCAACAGAAUGGUAAACUGAGUUGCAUCGGCAGUAGCUAGAAUGGAACGGGUGAGCUUCCCAGUCGCGUCAGUGUGUGUUAAGUAUUAUUUAUUAUUUCUGGCACCUUAGUAAUACUUCGUCCCUGUUAUUCCUAUCCCGAUUCUUCCUCUCGUAUACUCAAAAUAUUCCGUUGUUCAAAAUUCGGAAUUAAGUCGUUUCAUGUUUAGUUAAAAUUAAGUUUCCUAGAUGGAAGGAUACAGUAAUGCGAUGCAGAAGUGAAAAUAAAUAUUCUGCUCUUAACAAAAACAAAACAA
This is a messenger RNA of Malaya genurostris, 2989 nucleotides long. RefSeq lists its product as uncharacterized. Bases 71 to 2734 code for a protein of 887 amino acids. Gene Ontology annotation, molecular function: RNA polymerase II general transcription initiation factor activity; protein binding. Lineage: Eukaryota; Metazoa; Arthropoda; Insecta; Diptera; Culicidae. The transcript is spliced from 5 exons. The record is from RefSeq and is a predicted model, not a curated record.